AUGGAGGGCGCCGAGCCGGCAUUGCCGUGGAGCUCCUGGACCUGCUCCGACGUGGGGAGCUGGCUGUGCGCGCAGGGCUUUCAAGAGCAUGUGGACCUCUUCGCUGCCAAUAAGAUCUCUGGCGCCAUCCUGCCGGAGCUCACGCGCAACGCGCUGCGCGACGAUGUGGGCAUUGCGGCCUUCGGGGAUCGAGCCUGGUUGCCUCGUGAUGACAACGCGCUGGACCUCGUGGUGCUGCACGCCGCUCCGCUCGUGAUCAAGGAUAGCCGCCAUCGCAUUUACCCUAUGGAGAAGCUGGAUUUGGAGGCAGAACGCAGGGAGAUCAUCCAUUCUCUGCUCACGGACGUGCAACAUAAGGCCAUCCACGUGCGCUUCGACAUCGCCACUGCGGAUAUCCUACGCAGUCUCAUGACAGCCUGGAAGUGCACGGUGCUACACUUCUCGGGCCACGGAUUGGGGCAAAGAGCUGCUCUUUGCUUUGAAGAUGGAGCAGGCUGCACACAUUUAAUUACGCCCGAAGCACUGCGACAGUUGAUGUUCUCGGGUGAUCGAAGACAGCAGCAGGUGUCAGGAGCAGCGCCAGUAGAGAUCAAGACAGUUGACGCUGCAAUUGCAGGACCGAAGCCGCUGGAUGGCAAUGUACAGCUUGUGUUCGUCAAUGCAUGCCACAGUCAGAAGGUCGCAUCGGUGUUCUUAAACGCGGGGAUUCCACAUGUCGUGGCAGUGCAUUCCGACUCACUUGUGGUCGAUGCAUCGGCUACUAUGUUCGCAAAACACUUUUAUUUAUCACUUUUUCAUGGACAUACAGUGUCGACAGCGUUCGAGAUCGCCAAAGGUGCCGUGCGUGCACUCCCUACACAGAAGAGAGCUGCUUGCUGCUGCGCACAUCUCCACGAGCCGACGUGCACGUGGAUGCGAGAUGGAUCGCGGCAUUCGCAGCACAGUGCAACUCAAUGCUGUUGCAAGGGUCACGUGUUAGCAUUCCCACACGACGAAUCCAGCAAAUUCUUACUGCUAGGUACAGCUCCACACGAUGUUGUGCUUUUCGGUGAUAUUCCGAAUGGGAAUCUUCGCGACUACACGCCGCGAUAUCCGUCCAACAUACCGUCCAUGCAUGGUCAAUUUAUCGGUCGCAAUACUGAAACCUAUCUUAUGGUUAAAUCACUACGCGAGAAUGCCGUGACGGCGUGUUUGGGUGCGCCAGGCAUCGGGAAGAGCUCUCUUAUUAUUUCGGUCGCCCAUUUUGUGCACAGUCGCCGAAUGUUCUCUGAUGGUGUGUUUUACGUGGAUCUGGAAGGCCAGAAACUCUCAACGGUGCGGUAUGCCAUCGCUCAGAGCAUGGGUAUGCCUGCAGCCGACACGGACGAAGAAGUGUUUGCAGAAUUAGGGACCAAGAACUGCUUGCUAGUGCUGGACAAGGUUGAGGAGCUGUUGGACGAGGAUGAGAACAAGGGCGAAGAACUACUACAUCAGCUUAUAUCUGUUGCCCCGAACUUGAAAUUGCUUCUUGCCUCGCGACGCAACAUGCACAUUCCCAGCGUUACUCCGUACUCACUUUCAAUCUCGGAGCUACCACUGCAUACGGCGACGGAGUUGCUAUGUCUUGUCGCACCUGGUUGCUCAACUAGUCUAGCCGAGCGCCUAGCAAGGAUUUGUGGAUGCCUCCCACUUGCUAUCCGCGUUGUGGGUCGUGCGCUUGCUAAUGCACGAAUGACCGUCACACCUGAGCGUAUGAUCGAGUACCUGGAGCGUGACGAACACAGAUUCGAGACUAUUAGGGAACUCAACCAAGUGGGUCAUAAAGAGUGCGUGGAUCGAUGCAUCCGCUCAUCGUUUUGCCAUUUAGAUGAGCCAUUGCGAUUAGCCUUCAUGGCUUUUGGGUUCUUUCGGGGAAGUUUUGAGAUCGAAGCUGCUGAAGCAGUUCUUUCAAGUGUUUUCACGGAGCAGAAUGCUGCUGGAAAGUUGGCGAAAAGCAGUGGCUAUUCCUUGACAUCGUCAUCGCUAAGUGGUUCGGGUGGGGCAACCACGAAUUCUUCGAGCUCGACAUAUUUUCCUGCAGACGCGUACUCGAAGAACAACCGAAGUCGCAACCGAGAUGAUGACGCUUCUUCCGUUCGCAGUCUUGGGUCUCAACUUUCGAAUAUGGAUGGCUUUGGCUUCGAUAACGACGGAGCCAUGACAAAUGACAGCUACGACCUGCUCGAUCUAGAGAGUAGCGAAGAGGUGAAAGCCCGUGAAGUAAUUGUACCGUCGGCAAGUGUAGCUCUUGAGCUUCUUCACCAGUGGUCACUUGUGGAAUUCGACUCCAAGACGAAUCGAUAUCGUAUGCAUAAUCUCGUGCAGCUCUUUGCAGAGGAAGAAGCCGGUCGAAUGGGGGACGAGUGCUUUGCUGACCAAGCACCUACUUCAAGUCCUAAUUCUGCCCCUUCAUCGUUUGUGGCGGCAUCGAUGGGCGCUCCACCGACAAGUAUCCUGCUGGGUAAAGAGCUGCUCCUUACAUGGAAGAGACGUUUUGUGCGCUACUACUGUAUGAUCGUUGCCAAGGCAUCGCACGCUUACCGUUUUGAUGGCACGUUAGCGCUUUUCGACAAGGAACGCGCGAACAUUGAAUCAGCGAUGCGGUUAGCUCAUGAACUCACCCAGCAGAGCAUUGAACGAGUACGUGAGAGCAACAGCCGUGCCCAACAAGAGCUCGUAAGUGAUCAACUUGAUGAAGCCCCUCCUAGUUCUGCCAGUACGAUGAGGUCACAGAGCGAGCCAUCGUUUUUCAUGGAUGAUGGAAUUACGCCCAAGCCAAGUAUGGAACGUCACAGCAAAAGUUUUGCUGGAAAUACAAGCAAUAGUAGCAACACUCGGAGAUCUACCGGAGGCUCGGCGCUCAAUAACUCCUCUAUAGUUGACGCGCUUCUGUACAGCAAUUUGGUCGUGCGCUGUCGGUUUAUUUUUCGAGCACGUGUGGAGCCCCGACGGCGUAUUCAGGUGGUCUCCUCGUGUCUGCAGCUCUCAAGAGAGACACGCUCGCUGAAUUGCACGUGUAGCAACCGAGAAAAUGACCCUGCUACGCUGCUGUGGGACGUGGAAGAGGCCAAAUUCGACCGCGAGCUGUCACUACUCGACAAGUUAUCUUCUUUUGAAGAGCCGCAAUUGCCCGCUGCUGCAGCUGCAGCACAUGAUCGCUGCACGUGUGUGGGUAUCCGUGAGCUCAUCGCGUUGGAAGCUUUGCUACUGACGGACCUAGGCUACGCAUGCUGCGACGUCACCGACUGGGUGGCAGCAGAGUACCAUUAUCUUGAAUCCUUGCGACUGCAACGAGAGGUUCUAGGUUGGUCGGAGCACCCGCAAGUUGCUGAAGUGCUGAACCAGUUUGGGAUCUGUCUGAGUACUCGAUGGGGAUAUCUUGCGCACAAUGUCUGGUUGCUGCAGCACGCGGAGCGCCUGUUGAAAGGAGCACUUCAAAUGCGAAGCCGAGUGUUAAGCAAGAAUCACCCGGAAUAUGCAACGAGUCUGAACAACUUGGCCAAUUUUUACAAGAAUUACCCAACCGCUGGAAAGCGUCGAUCGCCGUCGGCAGCACAGCGUGAAGAAGCCCGAGAACCAAGAAAUCGACAUACGAGGGGAGGAAAAGCUGGAGGGCGGAGAGGUGGAGGCGUUCGAUCUAGCUCUAGUCCAAGCCCAAGCAGGUCCAAUACCAGCAAGCCACGUCCUGAUAUUGCUAGCAUGUAUCGUCAAUCGCUCAAGAUCCGGGAGAUAACCCUUGGAGAAAACCACCCACAAGUUGCCCAGUCACUGAAUAAUUUGGCGCUGUAUCUGUCCAACCAGCUCGAAACGCAGCAAUUGAGUGAGGAGGAGCUGGCUACGCAACGGGCCGAAAUCGGGCGUCUAUAUGAACGGGCACUGCGGAUUCGUCGGAGUAGGCUUGGCAACGCUAGUUUCGAGACAGCUGCGACGCUCAACAACAUGGGCAAUUUCAAGCGCCUAGCGAAAAAUUGGCGUGGAGCAGAGGAAAACAUCAAGGAGGCACUGCAGAUUACAGAUCGCUAUUUCAAUGACAUUAGCCCUCGCGCCGCGCGUAUAUUUAUCAAUCUCGCUCGUGUGUAUCGAGAUCAGAAACGCUACGAGGAGGCCAUUACUGCCUACAAGAAAGCACAAGAUAUCCGUCAGCAGCUCUUUCCGGACACCCGCGACGUUGGGUUUUGCGUCGAACAAAUUGGAAAAUGCUUACGCCUGCAAGGAAAAGAAGAAGAAGGAAAAGCUGUGGAAGAACGAGGAAGGCAGAUGAAAAAGCUUGGACUUUCAGCACUGGAACAAGACGAGAUGGGGCAAGAUGGAAGCAGCAGCAGCAUGAGUGGCGAGACCAACAGCUUUAAGCACGCAGUGCUAAGUGGUGAUAGCGUAGAGGGCUCUGUGUCCUCUGGUCACCUGUUUGCAAAGGUCAACGUGUACGACAGUGUUGACGCUGAGGCGCUUGUUUCACGCAAGUUCAAUUUCCCGGGUAAAUUGCUGGGCGAGCGUGGCCUACACUUUAAAAAGAUCGAGGCCAUUGCAUGCGCUCAGCUGCGCUACUUCGGACCAUGGCCACAGACAUUGAGUAAGUGGGGCAAGGGCCGGGCUGAUGGCAAGAAGGACACCCCUCCACAGUCGAUGCCGGAAGCCUACAUUCAGAUUACCAGCACGUCCGAGGCAGCUUUGGAACGUGCAAAAGAGCAAUCGGUGCAGCUUUUACGUGAGAUGAAACUUUCAUGGGAACGAUUUCUGGCUCGCACUGCCGCGCAUCAAGGCGGUGCUGGGCAUCGUGGCCAGCCACCUCCGCUUCAUCACCAACAUAGCCGAGGUGCUGGUGCCAGUCGUGGAGGAGGAAGGGGUCGGCAUUUACAUUUGCAUCGAUCUCCAAUGUCGACGCAACUUCCACGAUCAAAUAGCUCUGCAUCUACUGGUGCGUGGGGUGGUAUGGCGUGA
Molecule: messenger RNA, 4956 nt
Organism: Phytophthora infestans T30-4
Lineage: Eukaryota; Oomycota; Peronosporomycetes; Peronosporales; Peronosporaceae
Exons: 12
Coding region: 1-4956 (1651 amino acids)
Molecular function (GO): RNA binding; protein binding
Source: RefSeq, a predicted model, not a curated record